Rhagoletis pomonella (apple maggot) is the source of this 1869-nucleotide messenger RNA. It is a transcript of the gene Trhn, whose product is annotated as tryptophan 5-hydroxylase 1. Bases 341 to 1789 code for a protein of 482 amino acids. NCBI's taxonomy places the organism in Eukaryota, Metazoa, Arthropoda, Insecta, Diptera, Tephritidae. Gene Ontology annotation, biological process: aromatic amino acid metabolic process; serotonin biosynthetic process. Gene Ontology annotation, molecular function: tryptophan 5-monooxygenase activity; iron ion binding. The transcript is spliced from 10 exons. Gene Ontology annotation, cellular component: neuron projection. The record is from RefSeq and is a predicted model, not a curated record.
AAUCGGCCCGACGAGUUGUCCGGAAAGUACGCGUUCGUAAAACGGUUUUAAUUUUUUGUUUUCUCUAUACCUAGAGUUUUUGUGGAAAGUAAAAAUUUUGUGCAUUUCUGAAAUUUAUAACUCAUAAAUUCAAAAAAAAAAAAAAAAAAAAAAAAAGAGCGCUUCUGGCAAAAGUUUAUUGGGACUAUGGCUCUAUCGCAGCGGUGAGCAGGAGUGGGCUGUGAAGCAUGGUAGCCCGCUGCAUACACUACGCAAAGAGCAUCGCAGUCUUGAUAAGUCGAAUUCUGAAAGCGGCAGUGCGAAAGGCAGUUUGGAAUUAAGUGAUGCAAAUUCUCAAGCCAUGUCGGGCGAUCGUGUUUCUAUAAUUUUUACGCUGAAAAAUCAAGUUGGCAAUUUGGCCAGAGCAUUGCAAGUUUUUCAGGAGCUGGGCAUUAAUGUCCUACAUUUGGAAUUAUCUCCUUUGGAGAAAGCUAGCAACCAGGCUGAUGUACUCGUCGAUGUGGAAUGUGAUGCCCGACGGCUGGAUAAAGUACUGCAAAUGCUUAAUCGUGAGGUACAAUCUGUAAAUUAUACAACCGUACAUCCAAUGUUUCGUGCGCCAUCCUUAUCAACACGCUCUAGCUUUGAUUUUGGCGAUAUGGUUUGGUUUCCGCGCAAAAUUUCCGACCUGGAUAAGGCACAAAAUGUGCUAAUGUACGGUUCCGAGCUGGAUGCUGAUCAUCCAGGUUUCAAAGAUCCCAUUUAUCGCAAGCGACGCGAGCAAUUUACCGCCAUAGCGAACAACUAUAAGAAUGGGCAACCAAUACCACGUGUGACCUACACGCCGGAUGAGAUAAAAACUUGUUAUAGGGGCACCGUCUUUCGUGAACUGCAUCGCCUCUAUGCCAAACAUGCAGUGCCGGAGUAUAUGGAAAAUUGGCCCGAACUGGUUAAGUACUGUGGCUACCGUGAGGACAAUCUGCCGCAAUUGGAGGAUGUUAGCAACUAUUUGAAACGCAAGACGGGCUUUCAACUACGUCCAGUAGCUGGGUAUUUAUCACCACGUGACUUUUUGUCUGGUUUGGCUUUUCGUGUAUUCCAUUGUACACAAUAUAUAAGACAUUCUUCAGAUCCGUUUUACACGCCGGAACCUGACUGCUGUCACGAGCUUUUGGGUCAUAUGCCUCUGCUAGCUAAUGCCAGUUUUGCUCAAUUCUCACAGGAAAUCGGUUUGGCCUCAUUGGGUGCGGAGGAUGCAGAUAUUGAAAAAUUAGCAACGUUAUAUUUUUUCACGGUUGAAUUUGGGCUGUGCAAGCAACAGGAUAAUACAUUCAAGGUAUACGGCGCUGGUCUUUUAAGCUCUGUAGCCGAACUACAACAUGCUAUAACCGCUGCGGAUAAAAUAAAAAAAUUCGAUCCGGAUAUAACUUGUCAAGAAGAAUGUAUUAUAACAUCCUAUCAAAAUGCUUACUACUACACCGAUUCAUUCGAGGAGGCCAAGGAGCAAAUGAGAAAUUUCGCCGACAGCAUACAACGCCCGUUCGGCGUGCGCUACAAUCCUUAUACGCAGGAGGUGGAGGUGCUCUCGAAUGCGCAGAAGAUCACCGCUUUUGUGAGCGAACUAAAGGGCGACUUGAGUUUGGUUUGCCAAGCUAUGCGCAAAAUUUCGACCACCGAUGAGCAGCUAGACGUGGAUACCAUAACAAGUAUGUUGCAGACAACGCUACAUGUGCGAGGCGAUAGAUCACCGUGCAGCUCCAAUGUAAGUCCAGAUAAUUCCGAUAAUUCGCAGCAUUCGUUGGGCGAAUAGAGGAUGUACAGCGGUGGAACUCUUAAAAUUGUUGAAAUAGGUGUAAAUUGUUAAAGAAAAAAAAAAUGGAAAAGUUAUGC